UUGACAACAUUAGCAUUAAUAACCAUAGAUACCAGCAUGCAUAUCUUCACCUUCCUGGCACUCGCUGUUGCCAUGGCAACUAGGUCCAUGGGCGGCUAUGUCAAUGAAUGGGACCAGCCGUUUGACUUCAAGUGUCCCCUGGGUCAGGCCAUCAGCUACGUCUCCAGCGUCCACAACAACCACUACGAGGACAGGCGGUGGGAGUUCCAUUGCCGGUCCGUGGGGUCAACCGGUGCAUGUGAGGACAGUGGUUAUGUAAACGAGUUUGACCAACAACUCACGUACGUCUGUCCACUUAACAAGGCCAUCACCGGGGUCGCCAGUUACCAUGACAACCACUACGAAGACCGCCGGUUCCGAUUCCAGUGCUGUAGCGUCAACGACAGAAACUUGACCGGAUGUUACAUCACGGGUGACGUCAACACGUGGGACGGGAAGCUCACACUUUUCGUCCCCGACGGUAAGGUGGUCAACGGUGCCUUCAGCACCCACAAUAAUUACUACGAGGACCGUCUGUGGAGAUUCAACAUUUGCAACAUUUAAAACAGCAAAUAAUGAUCCAACAUUUGCAACAUAUGAAUCAGCCUAUAUGAGAUUCAACAUUUGCAGCAUUUAAAAAGCCUAUGAUGAUCCAACAUUUGCAACAUUGAAACUUCAUUUAUACUUUGAAUUAUGUAUUCUUUAUCUGCCGUUCAUCUUCUAUUAUUAACUAUAUGUAUUUGUUGUUAGUUAAAACUUUUUUUGUCAUCGUGAUUUUUAUAAUAUUUCAAACUAAG
Physella acuta is the source of this 776-nucleotide messenger RNA. RefSeq names its product dermatopontin-like. The record is from RefSeq and is a predicted model, not a curated record. Gene Ontology annotation, biological process: collagen fibril organization. Gene Ontology annotation, cellular component: extracellular matrix. Lineage: Eukaryota; Metazoa; Mollusca; Gastropoda; Physidae.